Cyclospora cayetanensis is the source of this 705-nucleotide messenger RNA. Its product is annotated as trinucleotide repeat-containing gene 18 protein-like. The coding region runs from base 1 to 705 and encodes 234 amino acids. Gene Ontology annotation, biological process: mitochondrial respiratory chain complex IV assembly. Lineage: Eukaryota; Apicomplexa; Conoidasida; Eucoccidiorida; Eimeriidae. The record is from RefSeq and is a predicted model, not a curated record. The transcript has a single exon. Gene Ontology annotation, cellular component: mitochondrial intermembrane space.
AUGUCGUUGGCUGCGACUGCAGUGAGGGGCCCUUCAAGACCCCCUGCUAAGGGCAGCUUCCCCCUAGACAGAGACCACGAAUGCAGCGAGGCGCAGCGUCGGUAUUUGCAGUGCCUUACCCAGCACCAGUCCCCGCAAGCUGGUAGAUUUGCGGCUUACGACCACUUUCCAUGUCGUGGGCUCGCAAAGGCCUUUCUGCAGUGCCGCAUGGACUCAAACUUAAUGCAGCGAGAAAAACUGUCUCUCCUGGGCUUCGCGGAGCCGCCUGAUGCUGCUGCGACUCCAGCAGCAACAGCGGACGAUACGCCCCUCGAAGUAUCACCAGAAACAGUCGAAAAGUGCAAAGAGGACACAGGGUAUGUUGCUGGGGUUCAGGCCCUUCAGCCGUACUCCAAAAGAGGCUUCUUUGGGCGUGUUGCUGCGCGUUUCAGCUGGCCUAAACAGUUCCUGAUGCCCCUCUUGAACCGCAACAGCAGCAGCAGCAGCAACAACAGCAGCAAUCCACCCAGAUCACCCGCGUCUGAACCAACAGAAACUUCAAGCAGCAAUAUCAGCAGCAGUGGCAGCAGUAGCGGAAGAACCAGCAUCGGUUUCGACAGUCCCUGCCAGAUUCCCGCCAGCAGCAGCAGCAGCAGCAGCAGCAGCAGCAGCAGCAGCAGCAGCAGCAGCAGCAGCAGCAGCAGCAGCAGCAGCACUUCUGAAUAA